Molecule: messenger RNA, 1662 nt
Organism: Octopus bimaculoides (California two-spot octopus)
Lineage: Eukaryota; Metazoa; Mollusca; Cephalopoda; Octopoda; Octopodidae
Source: RefSeq, a predicted model, not a curated record
AAGCGUGAAAAGAAAUGCGUAAGUCUAAGAUUCCAUUAAGAGCAACAACGAAGUGAAACCGGGUUCUCUAUUAUGUCGCUCAACCUUUGACCUUUGACCUCCACACUUAUCGUAUUUUUUUUCUUAACAUGCAUUUAGUAAAAUAGAAGUGGAACUCACUACAUCGACGAUGUAAAUUGCUGAAGUGCACAUACGUUCUGGACGAAUUGAUGAAGUUCAUGCUUUUCUCCAAAAGCCUGUAGCCACCUAAUACCAGAAUUUCAUUCUUCAAAAGGAACAAAAACCAGGAUUUCAAGACUUUAUAACAAUGGCUAGAAGAGAUUUUGGUUCUUUCCAUGCUUCAAACGUACAAGAACUCUUGGAAUUACCAGAUGAGAAGUAUGAAGCACCCCACUUCCCAGUAGACCAGCCUUCAUUCGAAGAAUAUAAGAACAACCCACCAGAGUUUGGCAAAGAGAUGAGAAAGAAGCAUUUUCUCCUGGAGAAAUAUCAACGGUAUGUAGAACGGCAGCCUUUGAGAUUCAUGGACCGAGAACUUUUGCCUCUCUUAGUUGACAUCAGCAGACGACUUGCCAAAUUUGUUGGCUGUGACCCUACUGAUCUUGUGCUGCUCAGCAAUGCAUCAACUGCCACCAGCACCAUCCUUCGAGGGAUUCCGUUCACUAAAGAAGACACCAUAUUCUUCUUGAGCACAACAUACGGUGCCGUGAAGAAACUGUUGAGAGAGAUUUCCAGACUGACCGGUGUCCAUCUCCAGGAAGAAACAGUGAAACUCCCUAUCACCAACAGAAACCAGAUUAUAGAAUUGGUACAAGACAAACUGAAACCUGGGACUCGUCUGGCUAUUUUUGACCACAUAGCCAGUAACAUUCCCUUGACCAUGCCAUUAAAGGAAAUUAUUGAGAUUUGCCACCAGAGAAAAGUUGCUGUCUAUGUCGACGGAGCGCAUGUACUCGGCAGUCUGAAGUUAAACUUGCGUUCGCUGCAGCCCACGUAUUAUACGGCGAACGCGCACAAAUGGUUGUCAACCCCCAAGGGAUGUGCAUUUAUGUAUGUCGACAAAAGCCGCCAGGACACUGUGAGGCCCUUAGUGAUCUCGCAUGGAUAUGGAGCGGGGUUUAAUUCAGAGUUUAUAUGGACAGGUUUGCGUGACUAUUCUUCAAUCUUCGCCAUGUUGGUGAACAUUGAUUUCUGGAGAACUCUUGGAGAAGACAGAAUCCAUUCUUACAUGAGAUCCCUCAUCAAACGUGCUGAUUCCAUGGCAUUAGUUCAGCUACCAGAUUCUUUACAUUUUGUGCCACCCCCAUUGACAGAAGUGGACUUUUCCUGUGCUGAAUCAAUCCAAAAUGAUCUCUACCAUAAGUACAACGUUGAGGUUCCAGUCAAAGCUAUACAAGGAUGUCUUUAUGUACGAAUAUCUGGUCACAUUUACAAUGAAAUGAGUGACUACGAGAGACUGGCGGAGGCUGUGCUGGAGAUUGCAGUCAGAAGAAAACAAGAUGGACAAGUGGAAUAAUUAAAACCACUGAAUACACCAAUAUGCAUGCGUGCACAUGUACACAUGACAUACUCAUCCAUGCCGCUUAUUACACUUUUAUUAAUAUUAUUUUAUUAAUAUUAUUUUAUUAAUGUAAUUUUAUUAAAUAUUGGCAUUUCAAAUAA